AUGUUGGUGACGAUGAGGGUGGGGGUAGAGCGUUGGGGGGUGUCCGUUGAUGCCCUUGAGAAAAUUAUCGAUUCGGGAGUCUGCCCCCGGCUGUCCUCUCCCCAAAUUGUGUGCGUGUGGCCAACUACCACCCAACACAUUCUUCUUGUUGCGCAGACUAACAGCACCAGCGUCAGCGCCUAA
Molecule: messenger RNA, 183 nt
Organism: Caenorhabditis elegans
Lineage: Eukaryota; Metazoa; Nematoda; Chromadorea; Rhabditida; Rhabditidae
Gene: C25D7.9
Product: Transcriptional regulator
Exons: 1
Coding region: 1-183 (60 amino acids)
Source: RefSeq, marked reviewed